Molecule: messenger RNA, 2811 nt
Organism: Sapajus apella (tufted capuchin)
Lineage: Eukaryota; Metazoa; Chordata; Mammalia; Primates; Cebidae
Gene: TNF
Product: tumor necrosis factor
Exons: 3
Coding region: 1298-2005 (235 amino acids)
Biological process (GO): positive regulation of transcription by RNA polymerase II; extrinsic apoptotic signaling pathway via death domain receptors; immune response
Cellular component (GO): cell surface; membrane
Molecular function (GO): cytokine activity; CD40 receptor binding; tumor necrosis factor receptor binding
Source: RefSeq, a predicted model, not a curated record
GCUCCUUCUCCUCCCAGGGACCCAAACACAGACCUCAGGACUCAACACAGCUUUUCCCUCCAACUCCGUUUUCUCUCCCUUGAGGACUCAGCUUUCUGAAGCCCCUCCCAGUUCUCCCUCUUUUUCCUGCAUCCUGUCUGGGCAUCAGAGGGAAACAGACCACAGACCUGGUCCCCAACAGAAAUUCAGACAAUAGGCUUUGAGAGGCAUGGGGGAAAGGACUUCAGCCUCCAGGGUCCUACACACAAAUCCGUCACUAGCCCAAAAGGGCCCCUUGGAAUCGGAGCAGGGAGGGUGGGGAGUAUGAGGAGUAUCCUUGAUGUUUGGGUGUCCCCAACUUUCCAAAUCUCCACCCCCGUGAUGGAGAAGAAACGGAGACUGAAGCUUUAGGGCCCACUACCGCUUCCUCCAGAUGAGCUCAUGGGUUUCUCCACCAAGGAAGUUUUCCGCUGGUUGAUUGAUUCUUUCCCCGCCCUCCUCUCCCCUCAGGGACUUUAUAAAGGCAGUUGUUUCACACCCAGCCAGCAGACGCUCCCUCAGCAAGGACAGCAGAGGACCAGCCAAGAGGGAGAGAAGCAAUUCCAGACCCCCCUGAAAACAACCCUCAGACACCACAUCCCCCGACAAGCUGCCAGGAGGGUUAUCUCCCUCUCACAUACUGCCCCAAGGCUCCACCCUCUCUCCCUUGGAAAGAACAGCCAUGAGCACUGAAACCAUGAUCCAGGACGUGGAGCUGGCCGAGGAGGCGCUCUCCAAGACCAGGGGGCCCCAGGGCUCCAGGCAGCGCUGGUUCCUCAGCCUCUGCUCCUUCCUGCUCGUAGCAGGUGCCACCGCGCUCUUCUGCCUGCUGCACUUCGGAGUGAUCGGCCCCCAGACGGAAGAGGUGAGUGCCUUGCCAGCCUUCAUCACUCUCCCACCCAAGGGGAAGUAGAGACGCAAGAGAGGGAGGGAGACGGAAUGGGCAAAAGACGUGUGCUGACAGGGAGGGAUGGAGAGAAAAAAUGUGGAGAAAGAUGGGGAUGCAGAAAGAGAUGUGCCAAGAGAUGGGAAGAGAGAGAGAAAGAUGGAGAGACAGGCUGUCUGGCACACAGGAGGUGUCCACUAAGUGUGUAUGGAGUGAAAGAAUGAAUGAAUGAAUGAAUGAGCAAGCAGAUAUAUAUAUAAGAUAUGGAGACAGAUGUGGGUGUAACAGAGAGAUGGGGAAGAAACAAGUGAUACGAAUAAAGAUGAUGAGACAGAAAGAGAUGUGGGAGAUAUGAGAGAGAACUAAGGAGAGAGACGAGGACGAUAAGGAGAGAUGAAGAUAGGAUGUCUGGCGCACAGAAGACACUCAGUGAGAGUUGUUGAAUGCAGGGAGGGUGAAUACACGGAUGAAUGGAGAAAAAAAAGCAGACACUCAGGGCUCAGAGCGCAGGCCAGGCAGGCAGCCAGCUGUUCCUCCUUUCAGGGCGCCUCCCUCGAUGCUAACCAUUCUCCUUCUCCUCAACAGCCCUCCAAGGACCGCUCUCCAAUCAGCUCUCUGGCCCUGGCAGUCAGAUCAUCUUCUCAAAUCCCGAGUGACAAGCCUGUAGCCCAUGUUGUAGCAAACCCUCAGGCUGAGGGGCAGCUCCAGUGGCUGAACCGCCGGGCCAAUGCCCUCCUGGCCAAUGGCGUGGAGCUGAGAGAUAACCAGCUGGUGGUGCCAUCAGAGGGGCUGUACCUCGUCUACUCCCAGGUCCUCUUCAAGGGCCAAGGCUGCCCCUCCACCUUUAUGCCCCUCACCCACAGCAUCAGCCGCAUCGCUGUCUCCUACCAGGCCAAGGUCAAUCUCCUCUCUGCCAUCAAGAGCCCCUGCCAGAGGGAGACCCCACGGGGCGCUAAGACCAAUCCCUGGUAUGAGCCCAUCUACCUGGGAGGGGUCUUCCAGCUGGAGAAGGGUGAUCGACUCAGCGCUGAGAUCAAUAUGCCUGAGUAUCUCGACUUGGCUGAGUCUGGGCAGGUCUACUUUGGGAUCAUUGGCCUGUGAGGAGGACGGACGUCCAUCCUUCCCAAGCCCCUCCCCUGCCCCAACCCCUUUAUUAUCCCCUCCUUCAGACACCCUCAUCCUCUACUGGCUUAAAAGAGAAUUAGGGGCUUAGGGUCGGACGCCAGGCUUAGAACUUUAAGCAACACCACCACCACUUCGAAACCCGGGACUCAGGAAAGUGUGGCCUGCAUAGCAAAGCACUGGCAACCACCAAGACUUCAGACUGGGGCCUCCAGAACUCACUGGGGCCUAUAGCUUUGAUCCCUGAACUCAGUCUGUGACAUCUGGAAUCUGGGGACCUGGAGCCUUUGGUUCCGGCCAGAACGCUGCAGGGCUUGAGGAGACCUCACCCAGAAGUUGACAUGAGUGACCUCGGCCUUCCUUUCUCCAGAUGUUUCCAGACUCCCCUGAGACACAGAGCCCGGCCCUCCCCAUGAAGCCAGCCCCUCUAUUUAUGUUUGCACCUGUGAUUAUUUAUUAUUUAUUUAUUAUUUAUUUAUUUACCGACGAAUAUGUAUUUAUUUAGGAGGUUGAGGUAUCCCGGAGGACCCAGUGUAGGAGCUGCCUUGGCUAGACAUGUUUUCUGUGAAAACAGAGCUGAAUAAUAGGCUGUUCCCACGUGGCCUCCUGGCCUCUGUGCCUUCUUUUGAUUAUGUUUUUUAAAAUACUCAUCUGAUUAAGUUGUCUGAACAAUACUGGUUUGGUGACCGACUGUCACUCAUUGCUGAACCUCUGCUCCCCAGGGGAGUUGUCUGUAAUCGCCCUACUAUUCAGUGGCGAGAAAUAAAGUUUGCUUAGAAAAGAAA